Molecule: messenger RNA, 1518 nt
Organism: Ramularia collo-cygni
Lineage: Eukaryota; Fungi; Ascomycota; Dothideomycetes; Mycosphaerellales; Mycosphaerellaceae
Exons: 2
Coding region: 1-1518 (505 amino acids)
Source: RefSeq, a predicted model, not a curated record
AUGGAUAACAGCGAGUCCAUUGGCAACUGGCAAUGGGACCCAUUGAAAGGGGAGUUCAUCGACAUAGGCCUCGACAACGGUCUUGCGAGUGAUGGCCCUCUCACACUCUACGACGAGGGCKCGCGGCUAUUUGGCGUUCAACAAGACAACGCAUUGUCACCCAGCCACUUCGAGGGGUUUGAAGACCUCUUCGAUGACUUGCCUGUAGGCCCUGACUACGCGCCGUUGGAGGCUCCCGAGGACCAGUCCGAUCACAUCAAUGGCAACAGCUAUGAUGUGCAGAGUAUCGUUGGCACCACACCAGAAACAAAUCGUCAACAGAUGGAACAAACCAUGCGCGCAGCUCCCGCAGUCCCUUCCUCGACUUCUGAGAUACACGCAGACGGCUCAUUGAACCCUUCAGCAACAUUUCAAUUCAAUGAACAAGUCUCUGUUGAUGGCUCUGUCGCUUCGACUGCAGGAGAGAAGCUUUCCCCUACUUUAACCGUCUCGGAGCACUCAAAGCCUACACACGACACUAUGGAGCAAUACUGGAUCGCCAGAAUCAAGGAGGCCUUUGUAACGGUGGAGAAUCUGCCGCCCAAGUCCGAAUGGGGUCUUCAUGAAACGACUAAAUCGAUCAUGAACACAAAAUUCAAGGAGGACAUCGCCGCUCGAGUCCUCGCCGGCGACGCUGACGCGAAGAUCAGCGCAAUCUGCGAGAUCCUAUUCAAUUCAUUCAUCAAAUACUACGCCGUCGGCGAUCAUUUCGACGUCAACGCCAUGCCAAACAAGUCGGACAAUUCAAAGAUGGACGACAAAUGGACGCCUGAUCAACGAAUGAAUUGUUACUUGAACGGACUCAGUGGAACGAAGACGCUGGCGGGAAACCUUUUGUCGGGGAUUGACGCCAUCACAACGUAUGUCGCCAAGCCAGAAGGCCGAUACAAGGCUAUCUACCAGUCCGCAAAGGGUAACGCAGCCAAGGCCAUGAAGCAUGCGAAGCUCUUGGAAUUGGAAUCGGGUCUCAGCAAGUCUCCGGAUCCUGCAGUUGCAAGUUCGUCGUCUACAGCGCCGGCAACCACGCCGUUUCACUUUGUGUCCGUCACGCAGCCUGCCGAAUUGAGCAAGAAAGCCAGCGGCAGGAAGACAGCUCAGUCCUCUGAUGACAGCUCGGUCGAGAAGCGCGCAGUACAAACGACAGGCGGCGCAAAGGGUACGAAAGGCGCCGCCAAGGAGCGCAAGAGGCGUGGAACCUACAACAAGGCUCAGAAUUCAGAGAUGGCUCAGAGUACGGCUGCGCAACUUCACGGCCCUGCUGUACAUCCAGGUGUUCAGAGUAUACCCCAUGCCGAAGCUGAUGACUCCAACGACAUCGGAGGCGCGUUCCAAGGCGACUUCCUCGCGCGGCCGACCGACAUCCAUGGCGGGCUCAAGAGGAAUCUCAGCUCGCUGGAUGAAUCAGCCAAUGAACAGGCUUCGUACUUCCUCCCAAACAAGCGUGCUCGCGGUGAUUACUACGCAGACGGAGAGCGCUAG